ACUAAUUUGUGACCCCGAUGACUUAACAGGCAUUGAGAAAUUGGCCAAUUUGAGUAACCUUGAGGAUAUGACCAUAAAUUCUUCAAGGUAUAUUAUGGACAAAAAUGAUUGCCUUUCUUUACUUCUAAAAAAUAUGGAAGCGCAACACUCAAUUCAGUGUAUAAACUUGCCAUUCCAGAAACUUACUUUUGAAGAGGUUUUUAUUAUUUCACGGAUAAGGUCACUGAAAAAAUUGAGAUGCGGGUUUUCCGAAAUGGAAGACUUUCAGUCAUUGUCAGAGCUAGCCAACUCAAGUAUUGAAGAACUAAUUGUUUUAGAUACACGCUUCCCUGUUUUAAACUUAUUGACUGCUUUUUCUUUAAAUCGUACUACUAAGCUACAGAAGCUUGAAUUUGUUAGAAAUACUCUUGGCGUGAGAGAAGUGUCUGAGAUUUCAAAAAUUAAAAAACUUACAAUGCUAAGUGCAACGUUCCAAAAUUCAGAGAGUUUUGAAGAAAAUAAUUUGUUAGAGCCACCGUUGAAGAUUUUGGCAAUCAAAUCACCGACAACACUCCAAAAAUUGGAACUAAAUGAAUGGAUUGGUAUUGGUUCCACUGAAUGCAAUUAUUUAACUCAAAUCGAAACUUUGGAGUCUUUAAAUUGUAAACUGCGUAGAGAACCUGGCAUAGAAGUGUUGGCAAAUAUAAAAAGGCUUACAAAAUUAUUUAUCACAGAAUCAUAUAGUUCGCAAAAUGAAGCGCAAAGUACUGCAAUGGCCGAACUUUACCGGGCUUUGGCGCUUAAAAGUGAUUCAAUGUUACAAGAACUUCAAACGCAAGUGAACGAUUCUGUUGAGAACUGUGAAAUAUCAAAAAUAAAAUCGUUACAAACUUUAAAAAUUAUCUAUAAUAGGAAAUGUGACAACAUAUCAGAUCUGGGACAACUAAGCGAACUUAGAUCAUUGCAUAUAGCUGAAAACUAUGGAAGCAUUGAUUGCCAUAAUUUAUUGUCAAUAUUUCAGUCUUGCCAAAAUCUUGAUUUCGCCACUUUUGAAUUUAAGAAUAAUGAUUUGGAUGCAAGCUUUAUAGACAAAGUGAUUAGCAUUUUAAAAUCUUCAAGGGAUCCCGUACGUCAAAGACCGUUAAAACUUCUUUUGAUUGAAGAAUCUACCUUUCCGAAUUUCCAUCUAAAGGACAUUGACUCAGCGUAUAUGAACAUCUCCUACGCGUACAAACCAGAGGACAUGAUGAUUUUUCCAGAUGACGGCGAAGAAGAAUUUUAUUUUGAUGACCUAGAUUCUAAUGACUCGGAGUCCCUGUUUUUUUAAUUGCUAGAUAUUUAAGAACAGUUUGUCUUGCAAAAAUUAACUA
Drosophila ficusphila is the source of this 1349-nucleotide messenger RNA. RefSeq lists its product as uncharacterized. Lineage: Eukaryota; Metazoa; Arthropoda; Insecta; Diptera; Drosophilidae. The coding region runs from base 68 to 1306 and encodes 412 amino acids. The record is from RefSeq and is a predicted model, not a curated record. The transcript has 2 exons.